AUGGCUAACAAACGUGGUAGGGGAGGUUUUCGGAUGGAGGAUCAUGGCAAUACCAACGACAUGGAGGAAAUCAAGGGGUUGAUUGAACAACUUAGUGAAUGCCUUGCUCGCAUCGAAACUCAAGGCCGUGAUGGUGGUGAGAGUUCCAACGGGGAGGAGAGUGUUCAUUCUCAUGGUGAUAGGAGGCAUGGUAAUAACCAUGAUCACCAUUCUUUAAACUUGAAGGACCUCCCUGAGUUUGAAGGAAGAAUGCGACCAGAUGAAUUCAUUGAUUGGCUUAACACCAUUGAAAGAAUUUUUGAUUACAAGCACACUCCUGAUGAAAGAAAGGUGAAGAUGGUAGCGAUCACAUUGACACACAAGGCCUCUGCGUGGGAAUCCUUGCGAUCUCGCCGUGAACGCCUAGGAAAGCCGAAGAUCAAGAAUUGGGAAAAGAUGAAGAAAGAAUUGCAAAAAAGAUUUUUACCAGAAAACUAUACUCAAAACAACUUUAUGAAACUUCACAACAUAAGGCAAGGGUCGAGAACAGUUGAUGAGUUCACAGAGGAGUUCGAUCUCUUGACUACAAGAUGUGGAGUGAUAGAGGAAGAGGAGCAGUUAAUUGCAAGAUAUCUUGGAGGGUUGCGAAAAGAAAUUCAUGAUGUGGUGGUUUUACAACAAUAUUGGAGUUACAAUGAUGUUUAUAAAUUGGCUAGUGAGGUGGAGAAACAACUAAAAGUACGUCAGAAGCGGCCUAGCAAUGAGGACUCCUACCACAAACAAAUUGCUGCCAAGUGGGUUGCACCAUCUGAGACUGAUAAAAACGAAGAACAAAAGAUUGAAUUCCAGAACAACAGCACCAAUCUCAAGGAGGGUGGCAAGCCUAAGAAGUGUUUCAAGUGUUCGGGGUUGGGACAUAUAGCAUCUGAAUGUCCUAAUCGACGGGUGGUGAACUUGGUUGAGGAAAUCGGAGAAACAAGUGAAGCAAGACAUGGUGAACUAAUGAUAUCUGAUGAUUGUCAUUAUUAUAAUGACGAAGAAGUUACCUGGAGUGAUCAAGGUGAGUCACUUGUGAUAAGAAGAACCAUGAAUGCAUCAAAAAUAGAAGAGCACCUAGAUUGGAGAAGACAUAAUAUAUUUCAUACAAAGUGCACUUCCAAUGGUAAGGUGUGUCAAGUUAUCAUUGAUGGGGGGAGUUGUGAAAACAUUGUGGCACAAGAGAUGGUAGACAAGUUGAACUUGCAAACAGAAAGGAAGCCAAUAUCCUAUAAGCUGCAGUGGUUCAAAAAAGGUAGUGAUGUAGUAGUCAACCAACGUUGUUUGGUAUCAUUCUCUAUUGGAAAAAACUACCGAGACUCACAAUGGUGUGUUGUAGCACCAAUGGAUGCUUGCCAUCUCUUAUUAGGCCGUCCUUGGCAAUUUGAUAGGACAGCUCACCAUGACGGGUACCAGAACACCUACUCUUUCUUGCAGGAUGGAAAGAAAAUUAUUUUGGGUCCAUCUAGAGCAGACUACAAACCAAAAUCAUCCAAAGCAGAGAGCUGCAGUUUUCUCUCCACAAAGAAGUUUGUAAUUGAAUCCAAAGAGAGUGGGGAAUUGUAUAUGUUGAUGGUGAAAGAAUUGGGCACUGAUGAUUUUAGUUAUUCCAAGGUGUUAGCACCUUCGCUGGAGGAAUAUAGUGAAGUCAUUCCUGAGGAGUUACCUUAUGGGCUACCACCUAUGCGUGACAUACAACACCACAUUGAUCUCGUACCAGGUUCAAGUUUGCCAAACAGGCCUCACUACCGCAUGAGUCCACAAGAAUAUGAAGAGCUCAAUAGGCAAGUGACUGAGUUGCUACAGAAAGGAGUGAUCUGGGAAAGUAUGAGUCCGUGUGCAGUACCAGCAUUACUCACACCUAAGAAGGAUGGGACCUGGCGUAUGUGUAUUGACAGUAGAGCAAUAAAUAAGAUAACAGUAAAGUAUAGGUUUCCAAUCCCACGCUUGGAUGAUAUGCUCGACCACUUAUCUGGAGCUAAGGUAUUUUCAAAAAUUGAUUUACGAAGUGGGUACCAUCAGAUAAGGAUAAGGCCAGGAGAUGAAUGGAAGACAGCUUUCAAGACCCGUGAUGGUCUGUUUGAGUGGCUUGUAAUGCCGUUCGGAUUAACUAAUGCCCCUAGCACAUUCAUGCGACUCAUGAAUCAGGUAUUUCGCCCUUUUAUUGGAAAAUUCGUGGUUGUUUAUUUCGAUGAUAUUCUUGUGUAUAGUCUUAAUGAAGCAGAACACUUGAAGCACCGACGAGAGAUUUUUGAAGUAUUGAGGGUGCAGAAGCUAUAUGCCAAUUUGAAGAAGUGUGAGUUUUUAACUGAAAGCUUAGUUUUCUUGGGAUAUGUUAUUUCUGCUGAAGGAAUCAAAGUGGACUCAAACAAAAUUACAGCAAUUUUAGAGUGGCCAACACCAAAAUCCAUCCAUGAUAUUAGAAGCUUUCACGGCCUAGCUUCUUUUUAUCAGCUGUUUAUUCGCAAUUUUAGCUCCAUUAUUGCUCCAAUGACUGAUUGUCUGCGUUCUAAUGUAUUCAAAUGGACUGAAGAGGCCAAUAAGAGUUUACAUGCAAUAAAAGAAGCUAUGACCAAAGCCCCUGUCUUGGCUUUACCUGAUUAUGAUAAGGUUUUUGAGGUUGAUUGUGAUGCGUCCAAGAAUGGUAUUGGAGCUGUCUUGAGCCAAGAAGGAAAGCCCAUAGCUUUUUUCAGUGAGAAAUUAAAUGACACCAGGCAGAGGUAUUCCACAUAUGACGUUGAAUUUUAUGCCAUUGUUCAAUCUCUUCGGUAUUGUAGGCAAUAUCUUAUCUUCAAAGAAUUUUUUCUCUACUCUGAUCAUGAAGCCCUCAAGUUCCUCAAUGGACAACAAAAACUUAAUAGGCGCCAUGCCAGAUGGGUCGAAGAACUACAAGAAUACAACUUUGUGAUCAAGCAUAAAGCUGGGGUGCAAAAUAGGGUGGCUAAUGCCUUGAGUAGGCGUGGAGCACUUCUAUCUGUGAUGGAGGUACGAGUUGACAACUUUGAUUACUUAAAGAAGUUAUAUCAAGAAGAUGUAGAUUUUUGUGAGACAUGGAAUGAGUGA
Molecule: messenger RNA, 3078 nt
Organism: Rosa chinensis
Lineage: Eukaryota; Viridiplantae; Streptophyta; Magnoliopsida; Rosales; Rosaceae
Exons: 1
Coding region: 1-3078 (1025 amino acids)
Molecular function (GO): zinc ion binding; nucleic acid binding
Source: RefSeq, a predicted model, not a curated record